AUGAACAGCUGCUGCAAGAGGAUCCGCACCGUGAGGAACGGCGGCGCCCCCAGCAACCAGCGCGCUAAUAGCGCGCGUCUGGCCAACCAUGGACAAUACGAUCUCGGAGGAAACUCGGGGAGCUACAUCAUCCCGCGGGGGGUCCGCACAAGAGCCAAGUGGAUCCAUCCUCGGACCGCGAUGGACCGCGCCCGCACCUCCAGGCAGUGCGCCAGCACCGCCCCGCACACUGAGAGCGCCAUCAGCAAGGUCAGGAGGAGCAGCAUCAAAGACGAGGUCAGGGACCAGGUCCGGUUGCCAUAA
This is a messenger RNA of Prorocentrum cordatum, 303 nucleotides long. The record is from the annotation of a GenBank genome assembly. NCBI's taxonomy places the organism in Eukaryota, Dinophyceae, Prorocentrales, Prorocentraceae.